Messenger RNA from Aspergillus sclerotioniger CBS 115572, 1297 nucleotides. RefSeq names its product thermophilic desulfurizing enzyme family protein. The transcript is spliced from 3 exons. The record is from RefSeq and is a predicted model, not a curated record. NCBI's taxonomy places the organism in Eukaryota, Fungi, Ascomycota, Eurotiomycetes, Eurotiales, Aspergillaceae. Gene Ontology annotation, molecular function: 3-methylbutanoyl-CoA dehydrogenase activity; flavin adenine dinucleotide binding. The coding region runs from base 1 to 1284 and encodes 427 amino acids. Gene Ontology annotation, biological process: L-leucine catabolic process.
AUGACCCACUCAGACAUCCCCGCUACCGACCCUGCCGUCUACGAUUCCUACCAGGCCAAAUGGUCCUCUCUGCCUGAUACCGCAGACGCCUGGCUGGCCCGGGCGCGUGAAGUGGCUCAGGUGCUCGCCCAGGAUGCAGCCCAACGCGAUCAAGAAAAUAAGUCGCCGCGGGCGGAAGUUGUACUGCUCAAGCACUCUGGAUUAUUGAAGCUGCUGGGCCCGAAGAAGUACGGUGGAGGCGAACAGCCCUGGGACAUAGGAUACAAGGCCAUUCGCGAGGUCGCCAAGGGAGAUGGAUCCAUCGGCAUGCUCCUAGGCUAUCACCUCCUCUGGUCCACGACCGCCAACAUCGUCGGCACCCCCGAACAAAUCGACCGCACCCAUCAACGGAUCAUCACGAACAACUACUUCGUCGGCGGGGCUGUCAACCCACGCGACAGCGAUCUCAAAAUCACUUCCGACGGGGAAGACAUCGUCUUCAACGGGGUCAAAUUCUUCAACACAGGCGGAGUAGUCUCCGACCUGACCGUUCUGGAGGGUGUCCUGGACACCACGGGCGAACACAUCUUCGCACUCGUCGAAACCAGACAACCGGGGAUCCAGUUCGCACACAACUGGCAUAAUAUUGGACUCCGCUUGACCGAGUCAGGAGGUGUCAAGAUCGAAAACGUCCGUGUCCCCUGGAUAGAUGCCCUGGGGUGGGAUGCUGUUUCUAAGACUCCGCGCGAGGAUGUCCUAAAUAUACCUUUCGCCAGCCUCUUACUACCCACCAUCCAACUCGUCUUCAGCAACUUCUACCUCGGCAUCACCCAAGGCGCAUUAGACUUCGCAAGCAAAUACACCACCACCACAACCCGAGCAUGGCCCUUCGGCGGCGACAACAAGUCCUCCGCAACCGAAGAAUUCUACAUCCUGGAACGAUACGGGAACUUCUUCGCCCAUGUCCGCGCCGCCGAGGCAUUAGCCGAUCGAGCCGGGACUGAACUUACAACACUAUACAGCCAACACUCGAGCAACCGCCCCGGACUAACCGCCCAACAACGCGGCGAAGUAGCCGAAUGGAUCGCCAGCGUCAAGGUAGUUACCACGGACGUAGGAUUAAGAACCACAUCCGGGAUCUUCGAAGUGACAGGGGCACGAGCAACAUCUCUCAAGGUAGGAUUGGACCGAUUCUGGAGGGAUAUUCGUACCCAUACGUUGCAUGAUCCGGUAGCGUAUAAGAAUCGGGAGUUGGGACGGUAUGUUCUCUUGGCAGAGGUACCGGAACCGAGUUGGUAUACCUGAUGUUACUUCCAGG